Molecule: messenger RNA, 4230 nt
Organism: Gavialis gangeticus (Gharial)
Lineage: Eukaryota; Metazoa; Chordata; Crocodylia; Gavialidae
Gene: UGGT2
Product: UDP-glucose glycoprotein glucosyltransferase 2
Exons: 35
Coding region: 38-4207 (1389 amino acids)
Cellular component (GO): endoplasmic reticulum
Molecular function (GO): UDP-glucose:glycoprotein glucosyltransferase activity
Source: RefSeq, a predicted model, not a curated record
UGGCAACGCCCGCCUUCUUGCCCUGCUCCCGUUCCCCAUGGCGGCCGCCCCGGCGCUCCUCGUCCCGCUGCUGCUCCCGCUGCUGCUCCCGCUCCCACCGUGGCCGGGUGGCGCCGCGGCCUCCUCUAAGGCCGUGACGGCCAGUCUGGCGGCCAAGUGGGCCGCCCCACCGCUACUACUGGAGGCGAGUGAAUUUAUUGCAGAAGAAGGUAAUGAGAAGUUUUGGCAAUUUUUGGAAACUGUACGAGAAUUAACAAUUUAUAAGCAAGGAGACUCAGAACAUUCAUAUUACAACUUAAUCUUGAAGAAAGCAGGACAAUUUUUAUCAAACUUGCAGAUCAAUCUAUUGAAGUUUGCCCUUUCUAUAAGGGCAUACUCUCCAACUGUUCAUAUGUUUCAACAGAUUGCAGUUGAUGAACCUCCACCAGAAGGUUGCAGUGCAUUUGUGGUUAUCCAUGAGAAGCACACCUGUAAGACUAAUGAAAUUAAAAAACUUCUGAAGAAAGCUGCUAAGAGACCAAGGCCAUAUCUAUUUAAAGGAGAUCAUAAAUUCCCUACACUCAAGGAGAAUGUUCCUGUGGUUAUUCUUUAUGCUGAAAUGGGUACAAAAGAUUUUGUUAAAUUUCACAAACUUUUGUCUGAAAAGGCCCAGAAGGAGGAAAUUACUUAUGUUCUCCGACAUUAUGUUCAGAAAUCAGGCUCCAGGAAAACAUAUUUGUCUGGAUAUGGUGUGGAACUUGCAAUAAAGAGUACAGAAUACAAAGCAGUGGAUGACACUCAGGUUAAAGCAACAAAUGACACAACAGAAGAGGAAGGUGAUGAGGAAAAUGAAGUACAAGGAUUUAUCUUUGGUAAGCUAAGACAGAUGUAUCCUAAUCUUAAGGAUAAUUUGAAGGAGUUCAGAAAGUACCUAAUUGAAAGUACUAAUAACAUGGAACUUCUGAAAGUCUGGGAACUACAAGAUCUCAGUUUUCAAGCAGCUUCUCAAAUUAGAUCAACCCCUGUUUAUGAUGCCUUAACGGUAAUGAAAGACAUUGCACAGAACUUCCCUAUAAAGGCCAGAUCUUUGACCAGAGUUCCUGUAAACCAACAAAUGAAAAAUGAAAUAGAGGAAAAUCAGAAGCAUUUCCAUGAAACACUUGGUAUUCAGCCUGGAGAAGCACGUUUAUUUCUAAACGGUCUUCAUAUUGACCUGGAUUUUCAUGAUCCAUUUAGUAUUUUAGAAACUCUUAAGAUGGAGGGAAAAGUUAUGCAUGGUCUUCAUGAACUUGGAAUCAAAGAGGAGGUUCUUAGCAAACUUAGGAAUUUAGAUAUCCAUCCUGCAAAUGGUGGUUAUGCAUUAGAUAUUCGUCAUUCUUCAAUAACAUGGGUCAAUAACAUAGAAAAAGAUCAUAUCUACAGCACAUGGCCCACCGGCUUCCAGGAACUGCUUACACCAACAUUUCCAGGAGUUAUAAAGCAGAUUAGGCGCAAUUUGUAUAAUUUGGUACUGUUUAUUGAUCCUGUCCAGGAAAAUGCAGCUGAUUUUAUGAAACUGGCAGAAUUAACCUAUCAUCAUAACAUGGCACUUAGAGUCGGAGUUGUUUUCAUUUUAAAUACUACUGAAGAAAUUGAUGGGAAUGAAGAUGCUGGAGUAGCUCUUUGGAGAGCUUUUAACUACAUUGCAGAAGAAACUGACACCUCUCAAGCUUUUAUCUCCAUAAUCAAUAUGUUUCAUGAAGUGAAAGAGGAAGAUUUUCUCACUGUGAAUCAUGUGAAAAAUGUUCUUAGAAAUGAAUUUCCUCGUGCCAAUGUUCCAAGUAUACUGGGUAUUCAUUCUGAAUAUGAUGAGGAAAGGAAGGCAGGAGCAACCUUUUAUAAGAAGACUGGCCUGGGUCCAUUGCCUCAGGCUCUGUUUAAUGGUGUGCCCUUUAACAGUGAAGAGAUGGAUGCUGCGGAGUUAGAGACAAUUAUUCUCCAGAAGAUCAUCGAUGCCACUGGGUUCUUCCAGAGGGCAGUUUUCAUGGGUUUGUUAAAUGAUCAAAUGGACACAGUGGAUUUCCUCAUGGAACAACAUAAUGUAAUUUCCCGUAUAAACCCCACCAUUUUUAGUACUGAAAGAAGAUAUAUAAAUUUCAUUUCCACUUCAGUUCCUGUUGACACAGAAGAUUUUUCAACUUUCUCCUUUUUGGACUCGCAAGAUAAGAGUGCUGUAAUUUCUGAGAACAUGAAGUAUUUAACAAGGAAGGAUGAAGAUGUAAUAUAUGCAGUUACUAUUUGGAUUAUUGCUGAUUUUGACAAGCCAGCUGGGAGACGACUGCUUUCAAAUGCUUUGAAACACCUGAAAACAAGCAGACAUACAAGACUUGGGCUUGUGAACAACCCUGGGUCAAAAAUAACUGAAGAUAACACAGCUAUUGCCAGGGGAAUUUUGACAGCUUUUCUGACACAGAAAAACAGCAGUUUAAGAAGUUUUUUAAGCAAGUUAGUUAAGGAGGAGACAACAGAAGCCCUUGCUAGAGGAACGAAAAUUAAGGAAUUCUUUGUUCUGGGACUAGAUGACAAUAUUUUUGAGAAAAAAUACAACACUUUAGGAGUGAAUGUAAUUAAAACCCACCAGAUGUUCUGUCGAGAGGUUCUUAAACUGCUUCCUGGACAAAUGGCUGUUGUAAGCAAUGGGAGAAUCUUGGGCCCUUUAAAUGAAAAUGAAUUCUUUACAGAAGAUUUCCAGUUGUUGGAAAAAAUAACAUUUAGUACCUCAGGAGAGAAGAUUAAAGCCAUUGUCAAGGAGAUGAAGAUCAGCAAUAAGCGUGCCAGUGAUUUGAUUAUGAAAAUAGAUGCGCUUCUGUCUUCAUUGCCAAAAAAGGAGAUGAGACAGGCUGUUCAGUUUCUCAAAGAGCAUCACAGCAUAGUAAAAAUAGAUCCUCAACAGAAUGAACCAUUCUAUGAUGUGGUUGCUAUCGUUGAUCCAUUGACAAGAGAAGCACAGAAGAUGGCACAUUUAUUGAUUGUACUGAGAGACAUUGUCAACAUGAAACUGAAGCUUUUUAUGAAUUGUAGAUCUAAACUGUCAGAAGUACCUUUGAAGAGCUUUUAUCGUUUUGUUUUGGAACCAGAGCUGACUUCCGGGGCCAACAACCUGUUUCCUUCUGAGCCUGUGGCAAAAUUCCUAGAAAUGCCAGAAUCACCUCUGUUGACUCUAAAUAUGAUCACUCCUGAAAGCUGGUUGGUUGAAGCAGUAAACAGUUCCUAUGAUCUUGAUAACAUUCACUUAGAGGAUAUAGAAGGAAUUGUUACAGCAGAAUAUGAACUGGAAUAUCUAUUACUUGAAGGACAUUGCUUUGAUAUGACUACGGGACAACCUCCUCAGGGCUUACAGUUCACACUAGGCAUGAAGAGUAAUCCUGUUAUGGUUGAUACCAUAGUGAUGGCCAACUUGGGAUAUUUCCAGCUGAAAGCAAAUCCAGGUGCUUGGACACUAAGAUUACGCAAAGGAAGAUCUGAUGAUGUCUACCACAUACUUUACCAUGAAGGAACAGAUUCCCCAGCUGGUCUGAAAGAUGUUGUUGUUGUUCUAAAUAACUUCAGGAGCAAAAUUAUCAAAAUACAAGUGCAGAAAAAAACCAGUAAAAUCAAUGAAGAUCUCCUUAAUGAUGGGGUUACAGAAGAAAAAGGAAUUUGGGAAUCAAUUACAAGUUUUUCAGGAGGAAUUCAAACAGAAGAAAAGGAGAAGAAAAAUUAUUCUCUAAAUAUUUUUUCAGUUGCCUCAGGUCAUUUAUAUGAACGCUUCUUAAGAAUUAUGAUGGUUUCUGUUCUGCGUCAUACCAAGACACCAGUUAAGUUUUGGUUUCUGAAAAAUUACCUCUCACCAACAUUUAAAGAAGUUAUUCCCUACCUGGCUAAAGAAUAUGGAUUCCAGUAUGAAUUGGUGCAAUAUAAGUGGCCCCGCUGGCUAUAUCAACAAACAGAAAAGCAAAGAAUUAUCUGGGGUUACAAAAUUCUUUUCCUGGAUGUUCUUUUUCCAUUGGCUGUGGACAAAAUAAUAUUUGUUGAUGCUGAUCUGAUUGUGAGAGAUGACUUAAGAGAACUUAGAGAUUUAGAUCUAAAUGGAGCUCCCUAUGGAUACACUCCUUUCUGUGACAGUCGCACAGAAAUGGAUGGGUAUCGUUUCUGGAAAUCAGGAUAUUGGGCAUCCCAUCUUGGGAAAAGGAAAUACCAUAUAAGGUAAGAAAAUUAGGGUACAUUUUUGGA